AUGAAAUAUGAUGAAAUUAUUGAAGGUGUUGGUGGUUGUGGAUCAUACCAAAAGUUUAUACUGACAUUAUUGUAUGCGGUACCAGUGUUUGAUGGCCUACAGAUCGGUAGUUUAGUGUUUAUCGUCCCAGAAAUAGCGCAUAGAUGUGCUAUUCCUGGUUUACCAAACGACACCUACGAAGUCCAAGAUACGGACCACGCCGAUCUGAUCAAAGCCUAUAUUCCACAGUACAUAGAAGAUGGAGAGCGCAAAUAUAACAAUUGUUAUUUCUACAGCAAUGAAACAUUAGACGAUAACGGAACAAUUCAUGCAUGUAAUUCUUGGGUUUAUGACAAAUCACAGUAUCAGACAUCAGUUACCAGUGAUAUGAACUUAGUAUGCGGUCGUUCAAUUUUCACUAGUCAUGUGAAAACCGCCUUUUUUGUCGGAGCUUUUAUCAUGUUUUUGAUUGGCGGAUGGAUUUCAGAUAAGUAA
This is a messenger RNA of Acanthosepion pharaonis, 474 nucleotides long. Lineage: Eukaryota; Metazoa; Mollusca; Cephalopoda; Sepiida; Sepiidae. The record is from the annotation of a GenBank genome assembly.